Acaulospora colombiana is the source of this 1476-nucleotide messenger RNA. NCBI's taxonomy places the organism in Eukaryota, Fungi, Glomeromycota, Glomeromycetes, Diversisporales, Acaulosporaceae. The record is from the annotation of a GenBank genome assembly.
AUGGCUUCAUUAAACAUCGAUUCCCCAAGGAUUCAGAAUAUAAUUGAUGGGAAAUGUUUGGAUCCCGUUCAAGCUGCGUCGAUAAAAUAUAUUCCCGUUACAUCUCCUCAUACUGGUAAAGUUAUUGCACAAUGCCCGGUCUCUUCUCCAGAAGACGUGAAUCUAGCCGUCGAAGCUGCAAAGAAGGCGUUUGUAGCCUGGAGUGCACGCACGGUUAAAGAUCGAGUUCAAUGCUUGAUUCGCUUCCAUAAUUUAUUACACGCGCACAUCGACGAGCUGGCUGAACUGAUUAUAUUGGAACAUGGAAAGAACAAGGCAGAAGCUAUUGCUAGCAUUGCUAAAGGCGCUGAGACUGUGGAGUAUGCAAUAUCUCUUCCUCAAUUGAUUCAAGGAAGAUUUUUGGAAGUUUCUAGAGGUGUUACGUGUCAAGAUACACGCGUUCCAUUGGGUGUCGUAGCAUCCAUCGUACCAUUUAAUUUUCCAAUAAUGGUUCCUAUGUGGACUUUACCUAUCGCGAUUGCCACGGGGAACACUUUAAUCUUGAAGCCUUCGGAAAAAGUUCCGCUCACCAUGAAUCGCGUUGCCAUUUUAUUGAAGGAAGCGGGCAUACCUGAUGGUGUUGUCAAUAUUAUUAAUGGAACCGCGGAUGCUGUCAAUGCUAUCGUUGAUCAUCCAGAUGUUAAGGCAGUAACAUUUGUGGGUACUUCUCACGUAGCAAAUCUCGUUUCUGAGAGAUGCCAUAGAUUAGGAAAAAGAGUCUUGGCACUGGGUGGAGCAAAGAAUCAUUUGAUUGCCGCUCCAGAUUGUAAUAUUGAAACAACAUCAACUGAUGUUGUAAACUCUUUCACAGGCUGUGCAGCUUCUGUAUUAUUAAUCAUCGGUUCGCACGAAGAACUUCUUGAUCGCAUCGUUGCUAAAGCUUCAUCUUUGCAACCUGGAUCACAAUCAGGAGAAAUUGGUCCAGUGAUUGAUCAACAAUCAUUAGACAAAAUAAUUAGUUACAUAGAGGCAUCCAUAAAAGUUGGCGCAAAAAUAUUAGUGGAUGGUCGCUCAUGGACUCAAAACCGUACAGAAGGUUUUUGGAUUGGCCCAACAGUCAUUUUGCAUAAUAACAAAGAAGAUAAAGCAUUGCAUGAUGAAAUAUUUGGCCCCGUAUUGAGUAUUUAUCAAUGUUCGAGCAAGGAGGAAGCCAUCGAAAUCGAGAACAACAAUCCCUAUGGUAAUGCUGCAUGUAUAUACACCACAACUGGAGCAACAGCUGAAUGGUUUACUUCGCGAUUCAGUGCAGGAAUGUGUGGUGUAAACAUCGGUGUACCAGUGCCAAGGGAGCCGUUCUCUUUUGGAGGGAUAAAUCGCUCUAAAUUUGGCAACUUUGUUGAUAUUACUGGUGAUGGCGGGAUGGAAUUUUUCACUUGGAGGCGAAAAGUCACCACUAGAUGGGGGCAAGAAAACCUUGAUCCAAAAUUGAGAAUGUAA